CCAGUGCAGCCAGUCGCCGUUGUCAUCAAGAUGGCCGCAACUCUGUGGUGCCGCGUUCCCACCGGUCAGGCCGUCGUGUGGAUCGGUCCAUGUUACCAUCUGUGGGCCGAUCCGUCUUACGUGCCCGUGGCCUACUACGACCAAGGCACGGCGAGCUGGCUGUACGGCGACGAGGCCGAGUGGGGCAAUUCGGCCCUGCCGCCGGCGCCGCCGUCACCCCCUGCAAGUCCAUGCGCCUCCAGCUCCGCUCCAGUCGGCCCGGGAAGCCCCUGGCUGUCCAGCAGCGAAUCCGCCCCAAGCAGCCCGUCCAUCAGCCAGUCCUGCCCCGCGGAGGCCUCUCCCUCCACAGGCAGCUCGUCAUCCGGGCCGUCGGAGAUAUGGGGCACCCCGAGCCAGAGCCGCCAGCCUCAAGACGACAGCGGAGUAGGGUUGGCCAGUCCUCCGUUCUUCACUCCGUCCCCGGGCGUCCCCGCCAGCACUGCAGCCCGCGCGAUGGGCCCCACGACCUGUAAGUAUCCCAGAGCAGAGAGUUGA
Messenger RNA from Frankliniella occidentalis (western flower thrips), 534 nucleotides. RefSeq lists its product as uncharacterized. The transcript is spliced from 2 exons. NCBI's taxonomy places the organism in Eukaryota, Metazoa, Arthropoda, Insecta, Thysanoptera, Thripidae. The record is from RefSeq and is a predicted model, not a curated record. The coding region runs from base 31 to 534 and encodes 167 amino acids.